AUGGGACAGUUGUAGAAUAGUGAAGCAUAUAACGAUGAUGUACAAAGAUUAAUUACUGAAGAAAAUCUAAGAGAAAUAAUGAAGGGAGGAACUGAUCUUAAAACUUUUACUCCACACUUAGCAUACUACAUGAGGUAGAAUGAUAUUAACACUCCUAGAAGAAUGGCUAUGUUUUUGGCUUAAGUAGCUCAUGAAUCUGGUAGAUUUUACUACCUAAAAGAGUUGGGUAAUGGAGAAGCUUAUAACCCCCCUUCUUAGAAAGCAACAAAUUUAGGAAAUACUGAACCUGGAGAUGGACCUAGAUACAAAGGAAGAGGGUUGAUUCAAAUAACUGGGAGAGAUAAUUAUAAUUAAUAUGGAAAAAUAAUGAAUCUAGAUUUGAUAAAUAAUCCAGAACUGCUAGAAUAAAAAGAUAAUGCAGUGCAUGUAUCAUGUUUAUUCUGGAAGCAUAGAAACUUAAAUUAAUUAGCUGACUAGGAUGACUUUAUAGGCGUAACCAAGAGAAUCAAUGGAGGUACGAAUGGGCUUGCAGAAAGAUAGAAAUAUUAUGAUAAAGCAAAGGAAGUAUUUGGCAUUAGUUAAUGA
This is a messenger RNA of Stylonychia lemnae, 585 nucleotides long. The record is from the annotation of a GenBank genome assembly. NCBI's taxonomy places the organism in Eukaryota, Ciliophora, Spirotrichea, Sporadotrichida, Oxytrichidae.